AUGCCGGCCCGAGGCGACGCGCGUCUGGGAAGGGGGCAGCUGGGGCGUGCAGCCCCACGGGUGGGCGCGGGCGCGGGUGCGGACCGAUGGAGGGCGGCGGGCGGCACGUGUUGGGCGCGGAGUCGGAGCGGGGCGGGAGCCGAACGGGCAGCCCGCGCCGGGGCCCAAGCAGCCGUCGGAGGGGCACGCGGCGAGCGAGCGGGUGACGGAGGCGGCUUCCGCGGGCAGGGGGCUCGCCGCCGACGCGCACUCCGCCGAGGGCGAGCCGCGGGGCUGGCGGGGGCGGGGGCAGGGGGCGGGGCGGGCGGUGCUAACGCCCACGGCAGGGGCGGAGACGCGCCCGGGCAAGGCGGCCCCAGCUUCUUGGCACGCUCCUCACCUGCGAGACGGCCUGCGCCAGGAACUGCGAAAGCUCGUUGGAGGGCCGGUGGUGAUGGCGGCGGCGGACUUCUUCGGCGCUGCCUGACUCGGCCGCCCCCGCCGCCCCCGCCGCCGCAGUCCAUGCCGCUGCGCGGGACAGCCUCGCGGAUCCUGGAAGACAGGAGAAACGCGCGCGCAGCAGCGACGCUCUGGACCCGGACUUUGUAUAACUUUUUGUGUAAUAUUCAUCUAAAAGUUGAAUCUGAAAUUUGUUAUUUUUUUCGUCCCUUGGCAGAAACUAUUUUGCUUACCCAGACAAAAACUCACGCCACGCCGCUGCUAAACACAGCAACUGAGCUUGCUAAUUCGUACGAUGAAUCACAAAAGAAGGCUCUCAGAAGAGAAAUGGAGGAACAAAAAGGAGGUGGAGGUGUGGCUAAAGAUGUUUUUCUGAAUGAUGAGUUUUCUAUGGAUGCAGAUGUAAACUGUACAAUUGCUCAUUUAACAUGUGAUGCAAAGACAAAUAGAACAGAUCUGGAAAUGUCUCAGAUGCAUGAAGAAUUAUCGUUUGAGAAUGAACUCAAACUACUAGAACUUGUGAUAUCAAACCCUGAUGGAAACCAUGUUUUGUUGCCCACUGAAAGCAAAGAGACUAUCUGCCCAACAGAUAAUUUGCAACCCUGCAGAACAGAAACCUCUGUUUCACUGGCGAAGACAGAAUUUUCUCAAAAUGAAGUACCAAAAAAGAAUUCUCAUCGUAAAGGAGAUGUAAUGAUUUUGAAGGCAUUAUCAGAUAAGGCGUGGGAGAAUGAAAAGCGAAAACAAGAAUGUUCUAAGAAAGAUUCAAAUGAUAUGCCUAAUAUUCCAAGUUCAUCUGAUCAAAAAACAGCACCAUCUGGAUUGCAAGAAAACCAAGCCCUUUGGCUGAAUGAUAUCAAAAAACAUUUUGAGGUAUUUCCUGGCCAUCACUCGUGUAAGAAAUGCAAGUUUAUUAUAACUCACAACUUCACCAUGGAGGAUAGGCUGCACCCAAGGGGUUCUAAUUGCGAGCUGUGCAGCAAGGCUCUGUUUCAUAAUCAGGGUAUUAACAACGAUGAAGAGGAGCUGUUGCCUAUAUGCAACCUGUGUAAGAAUCUGUUGAAACACUUAUAUAAACAUGAAAACAUGGUGCAUCCACAUACAGAUUUUUUUCUUGAAAUAAAGAAAAUAUCUUUUGUUUAUAAAAAGUACUUUGAAAGAACUUUAACAUAUUAUUCAUGUCAAUUUCUAAAUUUGAUGGAGACUAAUGGCAAAAUAAUUGAGGACCCUCGGUAUUUUAUUACAAAUGAAUGUUUCAGAUAUAUGUUUGCAAAAUUUGUAAUUUUUAAUACUAUUUGUAAAGCAAUCGAGUUAUUGUUAAUUAGUAUUAAUUCGACAUUAAGUAAUCAAAAAUGUGUUCUCAGUGAAAAUGUGCAAAAUGCAUUUUGCAUAGUUAAAUCCGCAAAAUUAUUUCUUCUAAAUUCCAGUGUAAAUGGAUGGUCAUAUUUUGAAUUAUUUCCAGUACAUUGUAUUUUAGAACUCCCUUCUUUGAAAUCGUGA
This is a messenger RNA of Gryllus bimaculatus (two-spotted cricket), 1938 nucleotides long. Lineage: Eukaryota; Metazoa; Arthropoda; Insecta; Orthoptera; Gryllidae. The record is from the annotation of a GenBank genome assembly.